GUGCCGGCUGUUUCCCCCUUUCACCCCCGCCCCAACCACGCCGCCUCGCCGCUCCUGCGGCGAUGGGGUGCACGCCGGCUGUUCUCCAACAUCCCACCGGCGAGGUAUGCACGACGGUGGAUGGGGGUGUGGUGACCAACAACAUGCUCGCGCAACAAGAUCGUGCGAGCUCAAUGGCCACUUUCUCCCCCCACCCACCACCCGCCCCGCUCGCCGACGCGGCGGCCAUGGCGUGCAAUCGGCAGUCUAACUGGAAGCCGUCUGUUCCCCAAGAUCCCAUCCGCGAUGGAAACACGGCGGCGGAUGUGAUUGGUGUGUCCAACCACUUGCCCGCGCACAGCUGCACACCACCUUACGAGCUCGAUGUCCUACACAGAUCUCAUCCUCAGCUGCGGCUCGUCCACCGGAUCUCCCAUGGUGGAAAUCUCGGGAGAAUACCCGUAUAGCUAUUUGAUGGGGAUUUUGCAGCCGCAAGCAGCGAAUUUUGGGGGAGUCGUGCAUGGUGAUCUCCCUGGCGUGCUUUGCAGAUUGGGCGCUGAGGGGUUUGGACUACGGCGGUGGCUCCUCCGACCUCUCGAUGCUCGUCGGCUCGAGCGGCGGCGGGAGGAGGACGGUGGGCGACGGCGGUGGCGAGGCGCCGAAGCUGGAGAACUUCCUCGACGGCAACUUAUUCUCCGACGUGCACGGCCAAGCCGCCAGCGGAUACCUCUACUCCGGAAGCACUGUCAACGGCGCCGGUGGUUACAGUAACGGCGGAUGCGGCGGCGGAACCAUAGAACUGUCCAUGAUUAAGACGUGGCUCUGGAGCAACCACCCGCAGCCGCAGCCAUCGCCGCCGCAGCACGCUGAUCAGGACAUGAGCACCGAUGCGAGCGCGAGCAGCUACGCGUGCUCCGACGUGCUGGUGGGGAGCUGCAACGGCGGCGGCGGCGGCGCCGGGGGCACGGCGAGCUCGCAUGGGCAGAGCCUGGCGCUAUCGAUGAGCACGUGGUCGGUGGCAUCCACUGCAGGGGGCAGCGUCGUCGUCGCGGCCGAGAGCUCGUCGUCGGAGAACAGGCGGGUGGAUUCGCCGGGCGGCGCCGUCCCGAGGAAAUCCAUCGACACCUUCGGGCAGAGGACGUCUAUAUACCGAGCUGUUAGAGAUUUCCAUUAACCUUUGCUAGUGUUAUUGUUGCUGAUCUUGUUCUGCAUGUUCCAGCUCAAGUAUUUAUCAUCAAUUUUUUAAAUUUCUCUUCAUGUUUUAGUGUAUUGCUCAUUAAUCUCAAAGCAAAAUAAUUAAUUUUUGGAUCGAAAUAUAUUAGGAUGUGUUUCA
Messenger RNA from Oryza sativa Japonica Group (Japanese rice), 1312 nucleotides. RefSeq names its product AP2-like ethylene-responsive transcription factor BBM2. Lineage: Eukaryota; Viridiplantae; Streptophyta; Magnoliopsida; Poales; Poaceae. The record is from RefSeq and is a predicted model, not a curated record.